CUGACCAGCGCCGCCGCGCCGACCCAAACCUCGCGCACCGGCGGCAAGGGCGAUACCCGCGUGGUCGAAGUCCCGGACGCCCGCCUGCAAACGCUGGCGGACCUGUACAACCCUCGCAAGGUCACGCCCGCCGUGAUGUCGUUUGUCGAUCCCGUCCUGACCGGCCAGACGGGCGCGCAUUUCGCCGAAAGCCUGCUGACCCUGAUGCGGGACGCCGACGCCCUGGCCCACGUGGUGGGUGUGUUCGGCGACGACGUUGACCCGUUGGGCGAUUUCAAUGACCUCAACAACGAGGUGUUGCUGGCCGAUCUCGCCGUGGUGGAAAAGCGCCUGGAGCGGGUCACCAAGGACUUCGGGAAAAUGAAGCGGGCGGACCUGCAACGGGAGCAACAGUUGCUACGUCGCUGCCAGGAAGCUCUGGAAGCGGAAUGCCCGCUGCGCCGUCUGCCGUUCAGCGAAGACGAGCAAAAAGUUCUGCGCGGUUUUGGUCUGCUGAGCAGCAAGGCGCAGCUGGUGGUGCUCAAUCUCGAUGAGGCCCGCCGCCCGGCCGCCGAAGCACUGGCUGGGAAUUUCAGCGAAAAGUUGGCGGAUGACGAUGUGCAGGAAUCUGGUCUUGACCGCUUCAUCCGGGCCUCCUACGCGCUUCUUGGCCUGUGCUCGUUCUUCACGGCCGGCGAAAAAGAUGUGCGCGCCUGGACCAUCCCGCACGGUGCUGUGGCGCAACAAGCCGCCGGCGUCAUUCACUCCGACUUGGCCCGUGGCUUCAUCCGCGCCGAGGUUAUCCAUUUCGACGACCUGGUGGCCAGCGGCUCUAUGGCCAAGGGCCGCGAGGCCGGCAAGCUGCGCAUCGAAGGCAAGACGUAUCCGGUUCAGGACGGCGACGUCCUGACCAUCCGUUUCAACGUGUAG
This is a messenger RNA of Geodia barretti, 909 nucleotides long. The record is from the annotation of a GenBank genome assembly. Lineage: Eukaryota; Metazoa; Porifera; Demospongiae; Tetractinellida; Geodiidae.